Messenger RNA from Ricinus communis (castor bean), 3217 nucleotides. Its product is annotated as BTB/POZ domain-containing protein NPY2. Lineage: Eukaryota; Viridiplantae; Streptophyta; Magnoliopsida; Malpighiales; Euphorbiaceae. Bases 1143 to 3008 code for a protein of 621 amino acids. The transcript is spliced from 5 exons. The record is from RefSeq and is a predicted model, not a curated record.
UCUUAACUUUGGUGUUUUUAGAUCGCUAUCUAACUUGUUUGCUGUUGGGUUUUGCUUAUUUGUUUCUUUUAGCUUCAGCUUUCAAGGUUUUUUUUUUUUUUUUCUUUGGUUGAUUUUUAGUAUGUUUGCAGAAAUGGGUUUCUUAUAUUUGUCUACAUUGGUUCAAGUAUUUGGUGUGGUAAAGUUCAUGCUUUUUUUCCUCUUUUGCUUGAUUUGAUUUCAUAUAUGGCGUGGUCUUGGAUUUUGCUGGGGUAUACACGGAGAGUGGAUUUUGGGAGUUGUCGUUUGGUUUUCACGUUCGUUAUUUACAUACAUCAUCGUUUGGGAUUUUACGCUUAAAUGUUCUUAACUUAAUUUUGAGUUAUGGUUAUUUAACUAGAUUUCUAGUUAUAUAUGCAUAUUCUGGUUUUCAGACUUCAACGGUAAAAAAAAAAUAUAGAGAUUUUGCACAUUGUUUAUCACAUGUCAAGUUCGGAACUUGAAACUUUAGUUAGAGUCAAGAUGUGUGUUAUUGAUACGAAUCUUUAAAUAAUGGAAAAGGAAACAAAGUUAGCAGAGUAAACAGAGUAGGAGAGAGAAAGAAAUGGUGAGGGAGUGAGGUGGAGUCAGAUUUAUGCUUGUGUGGUGACUACAAUUUGUGAAUUGUUUAGUGCAGAGUGCCUGUUGGCUAUGUCUCCUGGGCUGAUUCAUUUUGCCCGGACUCCAUGGGCUUUGCCGCCGAUUUAGGCAACAGCCAUUUCUUUGGUUUUCUUGAUAUAUAAGAGAUCCUUUACUUAAAAAAAAAUAAUCAAUCCCAUCUUCUCAAUUAUACCUUGAAAACACUUUCUCUCUCUUAGUCACACUUCCUGCCUCGGUUGCUGUCAAGAUUCGGUCAUACCUUCGUGGCAUAUAUCUUUCAGACCCUAUUUUAGAUCCUUAGUGACUUUCAUUGAAGCUUGGAGAGUCUCUGAUAGUUCAGGAAUUCGGUCCCCACUCCUGUUGUAUUCCAAUUCUAGGAAUUUCUCCUCGAGUUGGGGUUAUGUGUUGUUUCGUUUAAGAAUAUGUGGCAGUGAGCAUAAGUCUUAAGUUAUUUGGUUUAGGAGUGGUCAAUUCAGUAGCAGACUUUUUUUUUUAAGGUGGCUGAUUUAGAUUUUUUUGUCAAAAUGAAGUUCAUGAAACUCGGAUCAAAGCCAGAUUCAUUUCAGACAGAUGUGAACAAUGUCAGGUCUGUGGCUAAUGAUUUGGCAACUGACUUUAUCAUUAAUGUUGGCGAUGUAAAGUUUUAUCUGCAUAAGUUCCCUCUUCUGGCAAAGAGUGCUCGCUUGCAAAAGUCAGCUACAACCGCCAAUGGAGAUAACUGUGAUGAAGUUGACAUUUCUGACAUUCCUGGUGGUCCUGCUGCCUUUGAGAUCUGUGCCAAAUUUUGUUAUGGAAUGAUUGUGACCCUCAAUGCUUUUAAUGUUGUUGCGGCUCGGUGUGCAUCAGAAUAUCUUGGAAUGCAUGAGACCAUUGAAAAAGGGAACCUUAUUUACAAAAUUGAUGUUUUCCUUAGCGCUAGCAUUUUUCGCAGCUGGAAGGAUUCAAUUAUUGUUCUGCAGACCACAAGGUCAGUGUUACCACUUAUUGAUGAACUGAAGGUAGUGAGUAAUUGUGUCGAUGCUGUAGCUACCAAGGCCUGCUUUGAUAUUUCAAAAGUUGACUGGUCUUAUAGCUAUAACCGGAAGAAACUGCCAGAGGAAAAUGGGAAUGAUCCAAAUGUGAAUAGUAUAAGAAACCGAUCAGUGCCGAAGGACUGGUGGGUUGAGGAUUUAUGUGAUCUUGAUAUUGAUUUGUAUAAGCGAGUUAUUUUGGCAAUCAAAUCCAAGGCUAUACUUUCUAGUGAUGUGAUUGGAGAAGCGCUGAAAGCUUAUGCUUAUAGAAGAUUGCAGGGUUUAAGCAAGGGUAUGGUUCAGUGUGGAGAAGCAGUAAAGUACAAAUCAACAGUUGAUACAAUUGUGUGGCUGUUGCCUGCUGAUAGAGGAAGUCUUUCUUGUAGUUUUUUGCUGAAAUUAUUAAAAGCAGCCAUAUAUGUAGACCUUGGGGACAUGGCUAAGGGACAGCUAAUUAGAAGAAUAGGGCAACAACUUGAGGAGGCUUCAAUCCAUGAUCUUUUGAUACGAACAGCAGAAGGGGAGAGCAUGAUGUAUGAUGUUGAUACAGUAAAGAAAAUAGUAGAAGAGUUUCUUAUGCAAGAUCAGAAUGCUGAGGUUACUUCAUUGGAAGAAGGUGAUGAGAUACAGGAGAUAAGAAGACCAGGGAUUUUGUCAGAUGCCUCCAAGCUCAUGGUAGCAAAACUCAUAGAUGGAUACCUUGCAGAAAUUGCAAAGGAUCCUAAUCUACCCUUCUUGAAAUUUGUUGAGCUGGCUGAGCUGGUAACUGGUAUCUCCCGGCCUGCUCAUGAUGCACUUUACCGUGCAAUUGACAUGUUUCUCAAGGAGCACCAGGGGAUAAGCAAAGGUGAGAGGAAGAGGAUAUGCAAGUUGAUGGACUGUAAGAAGCUAUCAGUUGAUGCAUGUAUGCAUGCGGUGCAGAAUGAAAGACUACCACUACGGGUGGUUGUUCAAGUACUCUUUUUCGAGCAGGUCAGGGUGGCUGCAACCUCAGGCAGUAGCACACCUGACCUUCCUAGAAGCCUCAGAGAUUUAAACAACGGAAGCUCAAGAUCGGCUGUGACAAAUCUGGAGGAAGAUUGGGAUGCUGUAGCCACAGUUGAGGAGCUCAAGGCACUGAGAGCAGAAAUAGCUUCCCUGAGGACAAGCAAUGGAGAAAGAAAUGGUGGGUACGGUAAACAUAGUAUAGAUAAAGUUACAAGCUACAAAAUGAAAGGUUUGCUCAAGUCCAAGAAAAUCUUUGCAAAGCUGUGGUCAAGCAAAGGAGGAGGAGAAAAGGGUGAGAAUAGUGGCUCAGAUUCAUCUGAUAGUCUUGGUUCUGCUAACCCAGAAGAAGCUAAAUCUACACCUUCAAGAAACAGAAGGCAUUCUGUCUCUUAGUAGAAGUUAACGACUUGCAUAGCGUUUCAUGGUUGUUUUGAUCUUCCUUUCUUUUUCUGUUCUUUUUUUUCCCCCCACUUUUGGGGUUUCACUUGGUCUAAAUUCUAAAUCAAUGAUAUUAACAACUUAGUAGAGUAAUGUAAUUUUGAUAGAAGAAUUUUAAUACAAAAAUUAUCAAUGACAAACAGUAGCAGUAACUCUUGCCAGCA